Molecule: messenger RNA, 402 nt
Organism: Capsicum annuum
Lineage: Eukaryota; Viridiplantae; Streptophyta; Magnoliopsida; Solanales; Solanaceae
Exons: 1
Source: RefSeq, a predicted model, not a curated record
AUGUGUGCAUUCAAGGCAUUUCUAUCAAAGAUAGAGCCAAAGAAGGUAACUGAGGCAUUGCUUGAUGUUGACUGGAUCAUAGCUAUGCAGGAUGAAUUGAACCAAUUUGAGAGAAGCAAAGUAUGGCACUUAGUUUAUCUUCCAAAAGAAAAAUCAGUAAUUGGGACUAAGUGGGUGUACAAAAAUAAAGUUGAUGAGCAUGGAACAGUCACAAGAAACAAGGAAAGACUGGUGGUUCAAGGAUACAAUCAAAAAGAAGGAAUUGACUUUGAUGAGACCUUUGCUCCUGUAGCCAGACUUGAAGCUAUAAGACUACUUGUUGCCUUUGCUUCUUACAUGGAGUUUAUUUUGUAUCAGAUGGAUGUGAAGAGUGCAUUUCUGAAUGGCAUUCUCAAGGAAGAA